Messenger RNA from Kockovaella imperatae, 4650 nucleotides. RefSeq lists its product as hypothetical. NCBI's taxonomy places the organism in Eukaryota, Fungi, Basidiomycota, Tremellomycetes, Tremellales, Cuniculitremaceae. The record is from RefSeq and is a predicted model, not a curated record. The transcript has 6 exons. Bases 144 to 4463 code for a protein of 1439 amino acids. Gene Ontology annotation, molecular function: microtubule binding.
GUCCCAACUCUCUGUGUGCUUCAUCUCCAUCAAGGGCAAGGGGAUUCCCAUCUGGAGGAGCGCCGAGAGUGUCGGAUGCGUGGAAUGAAGAGAUGUGAAGGAAUCACAUCUAUCACCACUCACUGCUCAGCAGCCAGUUUAGGAUGACCGGCGAGGGCCAAACACAAGAUGACGAGCUCCGAGAUCUGUCCAUCGAGGACGCGACAGAGCUAAGGGCUUUUUUGGAGAAGCGACGAUGGUUUGAGACAAAGCUGCAAGUGCUCGAGGCGACUCCACCGCUGUACCCAUUUGUUCAUCCCACCUUAGACACCUCCUUCUCAUCAGUUGGCUCUGGUCCGCGAUAUGUCACGUCAAAUGGCUGUCGAUCCCACCUCCCCUCAGCUGAUGAGAUCAUUAGUUGGCAGUCAGAAAGAGAUGCGCUGGAGGAAGAAGUCGAUGCAUUUGAUGGAGGCGAUUUGGAGAAGAUGAAGCAGAAAACGAGAGAAGUCACAUCAUUGCCACUCACCGCACCUUCAACGCAUUUGAUAUCUAUCACUCUUGACCUGAUCGUCGUGGUGGAUCGCCUGCUCACACUGUUGCGUCGACGGAUGGAGGUUCUGGAACUCACGUCACUGCGCCUCAAGUGGGAUCAACUACGCUGGGACAUCCUAUCCGAGACGAAUCAGAUCAGGGAUGAGAUAGAAGCCAUUAUCGUAGGAAAAGGGAGGUGGAAGCCUCCUGUCGCCCGCGUGGUACAGUCCAGCCCUCGUCCGAGGCGGGAAGGCAGAUUAGUUGAAUCGCAAGGAUGGGAUCCUGCCUCUUGCAUGACUCCUUCGCUGAGCUCUGCUGCCAUCGAGGGCAUCGCAUCGUCGUCGUCCACCUCCAGCAACUUGUCAGCGAUGACUGUGGACGUCACCCCCUGUCGAAUGAAUGACCCCGACAGGAGGAGCUCGCCCUCAGACGUCUCACUUUCGACAGCCUCACGCGAAGCCAGCACUCCAACACGAGUUUUACUGGGCCUCCAACUCCUGCAUUCCCAGAUCAGCAAUGUAGAGAUACGACACAAGAAUUUGACUUCGACCUUGGUCGCACGGAGUGGCAAGAUUCUGGACAAGAUGGUGGAUGUUGCCGGACCCUUGAACGGUCUAGGCGGAAUUGAUGGACCCUUCAAGCACGAGAUCGGAGGUAGUGCUGUGCCUGAUGAACUAUUGGAUUUACAAGACGAGAUGGAGGAACAAGUCGGACAAGCCAGUGCGGGACUGGCAUGGUGCAAAGCUUUAGAGAAGCAAUGGAUAUUUGCGGAUGCUCAUUUUGCAAACUCAAGUCGCAUCGGUGCGAAAGCUUCACAAUUGUUGGCGGGAACGCAAGACGCUCUGUCUCAGCCUACGACAUCGCAGAAAGCUUUCGAGCUCGAGGAAGUCCUCGGAGCGCUGCAAAGAGAUCUUGGUGGAGAUCCAACAGACUUGAUACCUCGUCCGCGGACGGUGGACCUCAUUGACGUCACAGAUCAUUCUGAUGAAGUGCUCGCCAUGCUGAAGACAGUCUGGUUGGAGGCAGCGCAGAGGGUCGAGGCGUGUCAAGCCGCCAUCGCGUUCUAUCGCAAAUUCGCCGAAUCUGAGCAGAAUUUGCUGGCUUUAAGGGACACUGUGAAGGACACUCAAAUGUCUUUGGAAGCGAGAAGCACACAUCUUGCACCCUUGCUUGACGACGCAGUGCGGACCCUUUUGCUGCGGUCACCGAACGAGCCCGGACUCGUGUCCGUUUGCGUCGAAACGACCGGAUCCAGCUGUGAAGAGACUUGUGGCUUUGUUCGAGAUCUGUCAGUGGACGCUAGAAAGUCAGUGCAAGUGGCCACGCUCGCGGCCAUGCGACACCGAGCGCUACUCAAGUCGACCCCAGAAUCUUUGCUGGAAGAGACGGCGGAUCCCCUAUCGAGUGUCAUUGCGAAUAACGUGGAAGAUUUGGCAAGUACUUUGCUUACUCAAAUAGAGACAUCAGAACGCCAGAUCGAAGAAGCUACAGCAAAUAAGGCUCUGCUGUCAGCUUUUGAUCAAAUCGAUCGUGAACUCGUUACCCUGUCCUCCGAAGUUCAACGAACGACCGCGCUUUUGGACUCCAUAGACAGAAAUGUACCGGCGGAAGGGGACGUUGACAAAGCCACCAGGACUUGUCACAUCCUGCAAAGACGGUUGCAAGUGGGCAUUGGCGCACCCCGGCAAAUGCUCGACACGCUUUUGUCUCAACGAAGUGCACUGUCACCAUUCAGGCAGAAUUUGAACCGACGAUGCAAUACACUUGCUUCUUCGAUCGCGACAAUGGAAAGGAUGCUGGACGCCUUCGAGUGUACGGUACAGCAAGGACAGAUUUUGCGAGACAUUGAGGAAGAGUCGAACACAAUGCUUGCACAAUUUGCCAGCAUUGAGAAGGACAUGGACGAUCGACCAGGAAGACCGCUCAUAGCGCUGCCUGAUCUCGAGAAUCGCAUCUCGCAAAUUUCAGCCGAGGUCACCGCGUGGGAAUCUUCGCUGUCAAAGCGAAUGACUUGGCUUCCCACGUCCCCACACAACUCGGCACAAGUCAAGAAAAUGAUUCGUCCAGAGUUUCCGGAUCUUCACCUCUCCAUCUCUCAACUUCCAAUCACCCCGCCGGCCUCACCCCCAUUGGGUGCUGAGAGCCUUGUAGCAGAGGAUGCCCUUGGUCUACUCUUCCAGGAUCGCAACGCCGAUGCACGCCAGAAGGUCAACGAGAUGUCUGCAAGGGUUCAAUCUGGACUUAUGAGUCUCACAGCUGUUCUGAGUGGCUUGCGAGAUUCCUCCCAGCACCAUUCCACUGGCGCCACGGGAGAGGACGUCUCUAAAGACGUCUUUGGACUGAUUGCGACCGUUGUUACCGCCCACCUUGGGCUAGCAAAAGCAGGACAAUCUGUACACAGCAUCGAAAAUCUGGUCACUCGUUUGGAAGGUCUGAAAAUGGACGAUAUUGUGCGACCGACAAGAGCUCAACUCACCAUUAAUGCAGAGCUUCGAAGACUCCCCAGGUCUCCUACAGCGAAACGCAUUCGAUCGGAGCUUCUUCUCCUGAGCGGAGAACUUGACGAGCUCGAGAGUCAUCCGGGAGCCAAGACUGAUUCCGAACUAAGGGAUGCCCGAGCUCGCCUGGAUCGAGCGAACGCUGAUGUGGCGAUCCUUGAUCGCCUCGUUGCUUUUUCGGCCGCUACAGAGGACUGCGACGUGCGGUUCAGCGAUCUCAUAGACGUCAUGGACCGAGAGCCUACGAGCCUUUCAGCUGUGUCUCAUGCUCAGACAGUGGCUAUCCGUGCUGUCGUUCGUUUGCAGAACGCUGCACAGCCUGUAAAUGAUGAUCUACGCGUGCCUCCGACUCUGCGCCGUGUGCUCAGGACAUGGACAGAGAUUCAAGCUAUGGCCGAAGCGAUACUCUACCCAUGCCCAAUUUUGAUUAAAGACAAGCAGGAUGACAUGUCGAUAUCAACAAGUAGACCGCCGUCAAGACUCAGCAUGGGUCGCGAACAAGGAACUGAAUCGAGAUUGUCUACGAGCCGUCCGUCCUCCUCUCGACAGUCUGGCCGAACUGCGUCGAGUCCAUUGAUCAGCACUGCGAAUUACUUGUCGCCCACCAAAUCUAGUCAGGCACGAUCAGUCUCCGACAGUAUGCGGUCGUCCAUCAGCUCGUCCAGAAUACCGAGAGCCCGUGUCGACUCCAUGCGUUCAAUCUCUAGCUCGACUCGCGCACCUCUGUCUACUAUUGGAUCGCCACUGUCAAACUUCGACUGGGACCCACCCGGCGAUCCAAUGGCCUCAUUCUCGUCCGCAAGAUCCACUCCUCGUCACUCUCUGGGCGUCAAUAUCAAGACGUCGAGGACAGGUGCGGCGCCGCGUCCGUCGGAUCCAAAGCAAACGCGAUACGAAUAUCGAGCGGAUCCGAAAAGCGAGCUCGAUAUUGCUGUAGGAAAGGUGAUGAACGAGCUCAAGGUGGAUGUUCCAAUCCGACCUGUCGGUCUGGAGACUAGUGAUCAAUGGCAGGACCAAUCUGGCAAAUAUUGGAUAGGCGCCGAGGGCAGAGCGAAAUUGUGUUUCUGCCGAAUCUUGAGAUCCAGAACCGUCAUGGUCCGGGUCGGUGGUGGAUGGGUGGAGUUGUCCAGAUUCAUUCUGGAGCACUUCGCAUCACAUUUGGAGUCGUGGCAGCCUCAACCUGUCGAUGAGAAUACUCGAGCGCUAGCAAUUGGGUCAUCUAUCCCUAUACCCAUCACGGCGACAUCACUCAAGACCCCGGCGAAAGCCUCGUAUAAGUCCCUCUCAGCGAGCAUGACGGGUUCCACACGCCCAUCCGUUGCUCGUAAGUCUACACCUGCUCAGCAAGCGGCCAUUGCGAAUCAGUUUGACGAGAUCUUCACCCCGAGGCGAGGGCAAGCAGAUGAUCGUCGGGACAGUAGCGGAGGGGAUGGUAGUCCACUAUUCCCUCUUUAGUUCAUGCGCAAAGCUAGCGAGUCACCGCCAGUGAGAGAGCAGGAGAAGGAGAGGUAUCAGACUGGGAAGAGAUCGAUCUUAGGCAGGGGUCAGUAGUUAUGUUUGCAUUGUAGCAUAUCUUUUGUUGUACAUAUACGCACGCUGAAUGGUAGCUUUGUGAGACUGAAGCGCCACGAUUCACCAAAAC